AGCAGCAGCAGCAGUGGAGCUUCACUGCCUCUCCUCGCCUCACAGUGCGGGAAUAUACCAGCGGAGAGAGCGGAAUGGAUACGGAAGGGAGCCAGAGCAGCCUGUCCUCCGGCACGGACAACUCCCCCCACGACCCCUGCAAAAUGUUCAUCGGGGGUCUGAGUUGGCAGACAACACAAGAGGGCUUGAAGGAGUACUUCUGUAAAUUUGGCGAGGUGAAGGAGUGUAUGGUGAUGCGGGAUCCCGUUACCAAGCGGUCGAGGGGGUUUGGGUUUGUAACAUACGCAGAACAAGCCGGAGUGGAGAAGGUUUUGGCGCAAAACAGACACGAGUUGGAUUCCAAAACGAUCGACCCGAAGGUGGCGUUUCCCCGCCGGGCCCAGCCUAAGCUGGUGACCAGGACAAAGAAGAUCUUUGUCGGAGGACUGUCAGUCAAUACCACCAUUGAAGAUGUGAAGCAUUACUUCGACCAGUUUGGAAAGGUCGACGAUGCCAUGCUUAUGUUUGACAAAACAACCAACAGACACAGAGGCUUCGGCUUUGUCACAUUUGAGAAUGAAGACGUGGUGGAGAAAGUCUGUGAGAUUCACUUCCAUGAGAUCAACAACAAAAUGGUGGAGUGUAAGAAAGCCCAGCCAAAGGAGGUGAUGACGCCGACAGGCUCAGCUAGAGGCCGUUCCAGAGUGAUGCCCUAUGGGAUGGACGCCUUCAUGCUGGGCAUAGGCAUGCUGGGCUACCCAGGUUUUCAGACUACUACCUACACCAGCCGCAGUUACUCUGGAAUUGCUCCUGGUUACACUUAUCAAUUUCCAGAAUUCCAUUUAGAGAGGACCCCCCUCCUGACAUCAUCCCACCCCCCUGAGCUGGCAGCCAUUCCCCUGACUGCGUAUGGACCAAUGGCAGCAGCCGCAGCAGCAGCAGUAGUUAGAGGCUCCACCCCUUCACGCACAGCUGGUUUCUUGGGCACCAGCAGCCCUGGACCAAUGGCUGACCUGUAUGCCGCAGCCAACCAGGACUCAGGAGUCAGCAGCUACAUCAGCGCCGCUAGUCCCGCCCCCAGCACAGGGUUUGGCCACGGUCUAGGGGGCCCUCUGAUUGCUACUGCGUUCACUAAUGGCUACCACUGAGAAGACUCAGGUCACUGAAGAUGGGAGGGCCUUUCUUCUGCUGAUGAGCCAAUCAAAAUGCUGGCUGCCCUCUGAUGGCACAACCUGAUUGGCCGGCCACAGGCUCUACCGGGCUCUCCUGGCUCCCUGUGGCUCCACCCACCGACUGAAUAUCUUUUUAAAAUCCUGAACUCUGUUUUGCUGUACUAAUCUCACUUCAACAUAACGUCCCCCGUCUCUCCUCUUUUGUCCUGUGUAAUAACUAGAUCCCCUCCCUCCCUCCGUUAUCCAUUAUUUUCUUUUUGAAGCUGAGAAAAGAAAACUGCAACAAAAAAAGGAAAAAAAAAAUCUCUGAGGAAACGUUUGUCAUCUUCGACAAAGUCACAGAGGACUAUUUUGAGUAUUUUUUUUUAUUAUUAUUAUUAUUAUUAUUUUAUUUCAAUGUGAUACGUUGUUUCAUCAUGAAAUCCUUCAAAGCCGUUACUGAUGUGAACAGAGAAAGAGAAAAAGCCGCGUGAGGUGGGUCUUUGUCUGAAAACCAUUUUUAACAAAGGAAGAACAAAUCCAACAAGUCCUCUUUUUAACUCAAGCAUCACGGAAACAUGAAAAAAAAAACUAAAAUGUAUAUUUUGGUAGUCUUUAAAAACAAAACCUUUGUAAUAUUGUUAUUAAUAUUGACAUAAUAAUGAUAAUCUGUAAGGUAUUUUAUUCUGUAAUUGGUUUUAAAGCAAUGUUUUUAUGUCUUCCUGUAAGAUAUUGUACAUAGACGUUGGGGUGAGGGCGGGGUGGAGGGGGUACUGAACCGGCUCGCAUGUCAUUGGUUGGUUUGGAGAGGGUUAACAGCUAUUUGAUUGGCUGUCAUCUACUACUAUGUGUGGUCAUCUCACUACUUUUACCAGUAUGCAUAGGUAUAUGUGUACGUCUUUGGCCAGUCGGCUCCAGUGAUGCGUCAGCGCAGCGUCAUCGGCGAUUGCUGCUGAGAAAUAAAACUUCCAGGAGUUAGUCUGGCACGUGUUCAGUUCAAUAACAGUUUUGUCAUAAAUGCAUCACUUUGUUCGCUUCUUGAAAAAGCAACUUUGACUUUAGUUACAGCACCAUGAUGAACCAGAUUUCUCACAUCUUCACGAAAACUACUUAAGAUUAAGAUGGUGGACUAUGGAAGAAUCACAACCUUACACAGCAGAAAUCAGGAGUUCGUGGGGUCGGGGAGGGGGCGGGGAGGGUUGACUUGACUUCCUCUUUUUUGAAAAUAUUAUAUAUAUAUUUUUGCGCGAUUCACUUCUUAAUGUUUUUUGUUUUUAUUGUUUUCUUUUUUUAAAAAAAGUUCUUUUAUGCGGUGUUCUCUACCGUGAAAAACAAAUGAAGGACAUUCUCAGAGAAGCAAUUGUAGAAAACAUCACAAUCAUGUUCUGUCCUCUUAUCGCUAUUGAAGGUGCAUGUGAUUGCGUCUGAGUGUGUGUGAGUGAGUGUUUGUGCGCAUACAUCAAGGUGUAAUAUGGAACUACUUCUGGCAACGAAGGAGCAUUUCGAUUGCCACUUUUUUUUUUGGUACUGAAAAAAAAAAAAAAGAUCACCCUGUUCCAUUACGGCUCACCUGCUCCUCUCCCCUGCCUCCCUCCCAUUUCAUAUUUAGGUUUAACAAAUUUCUGCUCCUCUGGAACCGACAUAUUAUUGUUUAUACACACUUGCUGCUCCGUGUAGUGGUGAACAGAGGGGGUUUGGGCAGGGAACCAGGAAUGGAACAGGGUCUCGCUCCUGGUCGGCUCUGAUACAGGAGCUCAGUACAGACGACACUGGCUGGCAGGAAAAAGUCAGAAAGCUGGAACCAAUUCAACAUUUUGCAAAAACAAGCAGGCUGUUUGUUCAGCCUUCUUGCUGCAGCCUGUUUGAUGUUCAGCACAGCAGAAAACUUCCUGAUCCAGCCAGUAGUUCCUCUGUCAGACCGCCCAGGACACGACAUAAAACUACUGCUGGACACCAACACUGUAACUUUUUAACUUACAAUAAAGCAAUAAGUUAUUUUUUACCUUACAAAUGAAAAUAGUACUAUUAUUGGUAAUAGCAGACGACGUGUGAAUAAUUCUGCGGCAUUAAGACUUAUUUUCAGAAAAAAAAAGAAACUAUAUUUUUCUGUUUUGAGAUCUUGUUCCCCUUGUAUAUUGAUUUUAAUGAUGUCUUCUGUUGUGUUGAUGUAAGGAAAAGGGCCAAUGCUUUGAGAGGAGCUCGUCUACAUGAGCUCAGUUAAAGUUUAAGAUUUGGGCUGUCCCCCGCCAAGCUUUACAGCAAUGCUUUUCUUUUCUUAUUUUUUUUUUCUUGGUUUAUUUUUCUGAUAAUUUCAAUUUUAAAAUCCUAAUAAAUUAUU
Molecule: messenger RNA, 3468 nt
Organism: Epinephelus fuscoguttatus (brown-marbled grouper)
Lineage: Eukaryota; Metazoa; Chordata; Actinopteri; Perciformes; Serranidae
Product: RNA-binding protein Musashi homolog 1-like
Exons: 14
Coding region: 75-1127 (350 amino acids)
Cellular component (GO): cytoplasm
Molecular function (GO): RNA binding
Source: RefSeq, a predicted model, not a curated record